AUGGAUGCGCCUAUAAUAGUUUGGAUCGUCGUUGCCGUCUUUAUCGCCAUCGGGAUAGUUGUGGGACUUAUCAGGUCCUGUGCCACAGCCUGUGGUGUGGACGCUGGCAUAGCCGGAGGUGGUGGCGGUGGCUCCGGUGGCGUCGGCGGGGGCGGCGGUUUUGGCUUCGGCGGGGGUGGCGGCUUUGACUUCGGGGGGGGCGGGGGCUGUGGCGGCGGCGGCGGCGGCGGCGGCGACGGGGGUGGCGGCGGCGGGGGUGGGGGCGGGGGCGGGGGCGGGGGCGGGGGCGGCGGGGGUGGGGGGGGCUGUUGA
Messenger RNA from Spirodela intermedia, 312 nucleotides. The record is from the annotation of a GenBank genome assembly. NCBI's taxonomy places the organism in Eukaryota, Viridiplantae, Streptophyta, Magnoliopsida, Alismatales, Araceae.